AUGCUGCAAAUGCCGAAGUUAAAUGAAAUACCUCCCGGGAGGGAAGGCCGGGGGGAGACGCGGGGAGAGAGGAGAUGGCCUGGACAAACAGGUCCUGAAGCUGCGAGGCAGGAACGGGGGGCGCGGGGACAGGCGGGCGGCGCCAGAGCUCCAUGGGACAGCUGGGGAACCUGCAGGCCACCGCCACAUCCCGGCUCAGGUUGGGAACGGUGUUACCCCUUCCUACGCUGUUCCCCCUCCUCCCAGAAAUCCACCAUGGAGAGUAAGGAUGAGGUCAGCGACACCGACAGCGGCAUCAUCCUGCAGUCUGGCCCCGACAGCCCCGUGUCCCCCGUGAAGGAGCUGACCCACGCGGUGCGCAAACAGCAGAGGGCCUUGGAGGAGCGGCUCGAGGCGCGCCUGGAGGAGCUGAAGAGACUCUGCCUCAGGGAGGCGGAGCUGACGGGUAUCUUGCCAGCUGAGUAUCCCCUCAAACCAGGGGAAAAGGCCCCUAAGGUCCGCCGCAGGAUUGGAGCAGCUUACAAACUGGACGAGCGGGCCUUGCACAGAGAGGACCCCCUGAGCAGCCUGGAGCGGGAGCUGGCCCUGCAGCUGCAGAUCGCGGAGGCAGCCCGACGCCUGUGCCGGGAGGAGAACCUCAGCAGACAGGCCCGGCGGCAGCGCAAGCAUGCCAUGCUGCAGGAGGAGAAGAAGCUGAGGGAGCUGGAGCGCUGCCUGGGUGAGCAGCGGCGCACCAGUGGGCCCCCUUCCGCCGCUGCCCUGCCUCUGGGCCGAGAGCUCAGUGCCUCAGAUGACAGCUCUCUAUCAGAUGGGCUGCUCCUGGAGGAAGAGGAAUCCCAAGUGUUAAAACCUCCCCCGGAGUCCCCAGCUCCACCUUCCCGGCCUCUCCCACCCCAGAGCCUCGAGGGCUUGCAGCCAGCAGGACCUGAGACUGCGGGCCUGGAGCGGGCCCCAAUCCAGAACAGCCCCUGGAAGGAGACCAGCCUGGACCACCCCUACGAGAAGCCCAGAAAGUCUUCUGAACCCAAUAGCGAGUCCAGCAGCCCAGCCACCACGCCACAGGAUGGGCCCAGUACGUCCAACCUGUGGCUGCUGGAGCCUGCCUCCUACCACGUGGCUCCCGUCCGCAGUAUUGCUGGCCAGUGGCACGGCCGCACCAGCGCCCCCGCCACCCCAGAGAUACAGGGGAGGAGGGGCCCGUCGCAAUCUCUGAGAUUCUGCGGCUGUCAUGCCGCGGGACACAGGGUCCCUCACGUAGCUGAAGAUAGGGAACAUCGCAGGGGCAUCCUUGCCGCAAACCGCAGAAGACGGAUUCCUUCCGGGCGGGUCCCGAAGGCCGAANUGCCACCGCCGGCCGAGUGGGAGCUGUGCCGCGCCGCCCUGGGCCGCGCCUACGAGGACGACGCGGCGCUGCUGCGCUGGCAGCGCCCGGUGGCGGCCCGCGGCCGCGUGGUGCGCACGCCGUCGCUGAAAGACAGCCCCGCGGGCCGCGCGCUCAGCAAGGCGGCCGUGUCCGAGGAGCUCAAGUCGUGGCACGAGCGCGCGCGCCUCCGGAGCGGCCGCCCGCACUCGCUGGACCGCCAGGGGGCCUUCCGCGUCCGCAGCCUGCCUCCGGGGAGAGAGGGCUUUGGGCGAGCCCCGGGGGCCCGGACACAGCAGGUGGCCACAGUGUAUGUGCCCCGGAGAUCACCCGAAGGGGCCCCCGUGCAAGUCUUUGUGCCUGAGAAUGGCGAGAUCCUCAGCCAGGUGUAACCAAGGCCAGCUGUCACCGCGUGGCUCAAAUGCCUCGGCCCGGCUGCCAGAAAAUGCCAGAAAAGACUGUUGGACAGCAGGGCUGGAGCCGAGCCCUCCCACCCUUGAGUGCCUUCUUCAGCUCCUUUACCCCCAUCGCAGGUCGAUGAGCCGGGGCUGAGCCUUUUUUUUUAAUUUUUUUUUUUUUUUUCAGAAACCCUGGCCUUAGGAUUUAUAUUUGUGAUUUGUCCUCAAGAUCCCUAUAAUAUGAUGAUGCUUUAUUCCCCAGAGCUCGGUCUACUGGACUUGAGGCCUUGCCUGUCUGACUGGCAGGAUUUGUCUCCUCCUGCAAGCGAUGGGACGCGUGAGGCGGAGGGGGCCGCGCUGGGAUUCCUCCCAGACUCUACCCUCUGGCUCCGAGAAUGUCCGCAGAGAACAGCGCCUGUCUCACUGCAGCUGGAGGCAUACUAGUGUGCCUCUCCCGCCCCGCAGUUUCCCAGCUCUCUGGGUACUGUAGGGUGUCUGGGCAGGGGGAGAACCUUCUUCCCCUUCAUAACGUGCUCUGUGAUGCACACAUGAGGUGGUAAAGAUCAUAUGUCCUGAUGGAGUAUCGUCUUCCUAGAUGGACCCCGCUCUUUUCCUCACCCCAUAACCUCCCCCCCCGAGGGGCCCUAGUCACUCACCAUAUGCUCUCUGUGCCCCUGUGGGCUCCCACAUCUCCUCAGACCUCUGAGCCUUGAACUGGAGGCUUUGCCAGCUUGUAGCAUUAGGAGGACCGGGCUGGCGGCUGGCCUGUGGUGGUGUUUGGGGGAGGACAGCUCAUACUUUGACCACCUUCUCUGGGCAUCAUAAUGACUUGCAACCCCACCCUUCCUUCUAUCCCUUUUUCAUUACAGUCCUAAAAAGCAAUGCCUUCCAGAUAUUUUUGGAAGGGUACCAUGUGUGUGGCAUGUUCUCACAGGAGGGGGUGGGGGUCAUUGCCCCGCCGCGCCCACCCAGCUGUUCUUCUGCCCUGACACUGGAUUUCCUUGAAAGAGGGCACGUCCUUAUUUUUACAAAUAUGGGAAUACUCACUCUUAAGGGUGUUCGUUAAUUGUCCCAUAUGCUAAGACUCGAGUAGGCCUGGAAACGGCCUGUGCGAAGACCAUCCCAUAGUCCCUGGGUUCUCGUCCUUGGGCUUCUUUGCCCUCAGAGCUCCUGCUCUGAGGAGAAAACACAGAACGGAGGCGAGAUGGGGUUAGGGAGAGCAGAGUUCUGAUUCUGCCCAUGCAGAGCCCUUUCCCCUCUGAGUGCCCUGGAUUGGACAGAAACUACAAAUAUAGCUUACACCUCCAAGAACUUUGAUGUCUGACCCCAAAGGAACACAGUUCUCCCCACUGGACAGAAGGCAGUGUGGCCGACUGCACAAGGUUGCUGAGGGAGGAAUUUAGGUGGCCCGUCAGAGGAAUCUGGGGGAGGAGAGGAGAGCCUGAGGGCAAGCACCUGGAUUUCUGUCACUGUGCUCUGACCCCAUCCUGCAGCUCCCCCACUUCUUGGGUGGACGCUGGUCCCCUUACGUUCGAAUGUCCUACUUUGGAUUCUGUUCUCUAUCAUUUUGUCUCGAAGCCCCUUUCACUGGUAUACAGCCAUCUCCCCUCCCCGUGUCCUCCCAGGAGCCCAGAGCUUCCUAGCUGAGCCCGGAGACAUCUAAGCACCCCCACACAUGAGCGUCCUUUAUGUUAACUUAUUGGUCCUGUAUGAUGCCUGGUACUUGGCGGCGGGGCUGGAAGUGUGUGGGUUUUAGUGCCAAAUAUGUCAAUAAAGUCCGUUCUUUGUGAUUGG
Molecule: messenger RNA, 3552 nt
Organism: Ailuropoda melanoleuca (giant panda)
Lineage: Eukaryota; Metazoa; Chordata; Mammalia; Carnivora; Ursidae
Gene: INAVA
Product: innate immunity activator
Exons: 11
Coding region: 1-1752 (583 amino acids)
Biological process (GO): positive regulation of protein ubiquitination; adherens junction maintenance
Source: RefSeq, a predicted model, not a curated record